Panicum virgatum (switchgrass) is the source of this 507-nucleotide messenger RNA. RefSeq lists its product as uncharacterized. The record is from RefSeq and is a predicted model, not a curated record. Bases 1 to 507 code for a protein of 168 amino acids. The transcript has a single exon. Gene Ontology annotation, molecular function: protein binding. Lineage: Eukaryota; Viridiplantae; Streptophyta; Magnoliopsida; Poales; Poaceae.
AUGGAGGUGAGGUCCAGCUCCGGCAAUGAGCCGCGCGUGGUCAGGCUGCCCGGCGACCUCGUCACCGAGAUCGUCGCGCGGGUGCCCUACCGCUCGCUCUGCCGGUUCAAGCUCGUCUCGCGGUCAUGGCGGGCCCUCUGCUCCGACCCCGCCGUCCGCCGCUGGUGCCCGCAGACCCUGGCCGGCUUCUUCUUCCGCAUCAUGCCCCUCGGCCCCUCCUCUCCGUACGUUCGCCACUUCGUCAACUCGUCGGGAGAGGCGCGCCCAUGGUCGACCCCUCCUUCUCGUUCCUGCCGGCCGGCCACCGGGACGCGUGCAUCAUCGACUCCUACAACGGUCUCCUCCUGUACAAACGUGAGGAUGUGCGCCCGCACGUCGGAUCCCGCUAUUUUGUCUGCAACUGUGACGGAGGAGUGGAUUGAUUUGCCGGGCACAAAAGCGACUUGUAUUUCCCCAUCGUCCGUCUGGGCUUCGAUCCAACCGUGUGAAAGUGAUCGGGUGCUCUAG